Messenger RNA from Gracilinanus agilis (Agile Gracile Mouse Opossum), 2528 nucleotides. It is a transcript of the gene FMR1, whose product is annotated as FMRP translational regulator 1. The transcript is spliced from 17 exons. The record is from RefSeq and is a predicted model, not a curated record. Gene Ontology annotation, biological process: regulation of translation at postsynapse, modulating synaptic transmission; positive regulation of translation; regulation of dendritic spine development. Gene Ontology annotation, cellular component: neuronal cell body; growth cone; postsynaptic density. Bases 207 to 2102 code for a protein of 631 amino acids. Lineage: Eukaryota; Metazoa; Chordata; Mammalia; Didelphimorphia; Didelphidae. Gene Ontology annotation, molecular function: protein homodimerization activity; mRNA 3'-UTR binding; translation regulator activity.
CGCCCGCCUGCUGCCUCCCGGCCUGGCUGCUCGGCUGCCCGGCGCGCGCGGGUUCUGCUGGGCCGGCCGUGAGGCGGCAGCGGCACCAGCGGCAGUCUCCAGUGGCAGCGGGGCCUUCCUUCUCGCUCCCCCGCCUCCUCUUGUCCCCUCCCCUCCCCCUCCGGCUCCCGGUGGCGGGCUCCAGUCCUAGAAGGGGCGACGGGAAGAUGGAGGAACUGGUGGUGGAAGUCCGGGGCUCCAAUGGCGCUUUCUACAAGGCAUUUGUAAAAGAUGUACAUGAAGAUUCAAUUACGGUUGCAUUUGAAAACAAUUGGCAGCCAGAGAGACAGAUUCCAUUCCAUGAUGUGAGAUUCCCACCUCCUACAGGUUAUAAUAAAGAUAUCAAUGAAAGUGAUGAGGUUGAGGUUUACUCCAGGGCCAAUGAAAAAGAGCCGUGUUGCUGGUGGUUGGCUAAAGUGCGCAUGAUCAAAGGCGAGUUUUAUGUAAUAGAAUAUGCAGCCUGUGAUGCCACUUACAAUGAAAUUGUUACAAUUGAGCGUUUAAGAUCUGUGAAUCCCAACAAACCUGCAACAAAAGACACUUUCCAUAAGAUCAAACUGGAAGUGCCAGAAGAUUUACGGCAAAUGUGUGCCAAAGAAUCAUCCCAUAAGGACUUCAAAAAAGCAGUUGGAGCUUUUUCUGUAUCAUACGAUUCUGAAAAUUAUCAGCUUAUCAUCUUGUCCAUCAGUGAUGUAACAACAAAGAGAGCAAAUAUGCUGAUUGAUAUGCACUUUCGAAGUCUUCGAACCAAGUUGUCUCUGAUACUGAGAAACGAAGAAGCUAGUAAACAACUGGAGAGUUCAAGACAGCUUGCCUCAAGAUUUCAUGAACAAUUUAUCGUCCGUGAGGAUUUGAUGGGUCUGGCAAUCGGCACUCAUGGUGCUAAUAUUCAGCAGGCUAGAAAAGUACCUGGAGUCACUGCUAUUGAUUUAGAUGAAGAUACUUGCACAUUUCAUAUUUAUGGAGAGGAUCAAGAUGCAGUGAAAAAAGCCAGAGGUUAUCUUGAGUUUGCAGAAGAUGUAAUCCAAGUUCCAAGGAACCUAGUAGGCAAAGUAAUAGGAAAAAAUGGAAAACUGAUUCAAGAGAUUGUGGACAAGUCAGGUGUUGUAAGAGUGAGAAUUGAGGCUGAAAAUGAUAAAAAUAUUCCACAAGAAGAGGAAAUUAUACCACAAAAUCCCCUACCUUCCAAUAAUUCAAGGGUUGGAUCUAAUUCCUCAGAAGAAAAGAAAUACUUAGAUUUAAAGGAAAACUACACUCAUUUUUCUCAGUCCAGCAGUACAAAAGUCCAAAGGGUGUUAGUGGUUUCAUCAAUUGUAGCAGGGGAAUCGCAGAAACCUGAAAUCAAGUCUUGGCAGGGAAUGGUGCCAUUCGUCUUUGUUGGAACCAAAGACAGCAUCACCAAUGCAACAGUUCUUUUGGAUUAUCAUCUUAAUUAUUUAAAGGAAGUAGACCAACUGCGUUUGGAGAGGCUGCAAAUUGAUGAGCAAUUGCGACAGAUUGGAGCAAGUUCUAGACCACCACCAAAUCGUGCAGAUAAGGAUAAAGGCUAUAUGACUGAAGAUGGCCCAGGACUUGGCCGAGGUAGUAGGCCUUACAGAAAUAGAGGACAUGGUAGACGUGGUCCUGGAUAUGCUUCAGGAACUAAUUCUGAAGCAUCAAAUGCUUCUGAAACAGAGUCUGACCACCGAGAUGAACUCAGUGAUUGGUCUUUGGCCCCAGCAGAGGAAGAAAGGGACAACUACUUACGUAGAGGAGACGGACGGAGACGUGGAGGUGGCCCCCGAGGACAAGGAGGAAGAGGCCGCGGCGGCUUCAAAGGGAGCGAUGAUCAGUCUCGAACAGAUAAUCGUCAGCGGAAUGCAAGAGAUGCUAAAGGAAGAACAGCAGAUGGAUCACUUCAGAUCAGAGUUGACUACAAUAAUGAAAGAAGUGUCCACACUAAAACAUUACAGAGUACGUCAAGCGAAGGUAGUCGGCUGCGCACGGGUAAAGAGCGUAAUCAGAAGAAAGAAAAAUCAGACAGCGUGGAUGGGCAGCAACCACUGGUGAACGGAGUACCCUAAACUGCAUAGUUCUCGAGUCAUGUUUCCUAUACUGUUUCAGUAAUUCUUAUUCCACAUUAGAGAAACUUUGUUAGGCCAAAGACAAAAUAGUAGGCAAGAUGGCGCAGGGCAUGAAAUGAAGACAAAGUUCUGUUAGCCUUUUUUGUUUGUUUGUUUGUUUGGUUCUUUUUUUUAAGUAUUGGCUGUAAGCAACUGUUUUCAGGAUAAGAAAUUAUACAAAUAUUUACUUAAGAAUAUCUUGAACUUUGAAAAUAUGCUUUCAAGUACAUACUGUACUUCCAAAAAGUUAUUUUGUUUUGUUUUGUUCUAAAAAUAUCAAGCUGUGCACUAGUAUACUUUCUGUUCGUUUGGACUUUUACUGGCAUUGGGUCAAUCACUGCUAAAUUUAUUCUUUUUUCUGAAUAAAUAGUGUUUGUGAUAAUCAAA